Messenger RNA from Lytechinus variegatus (green sea urchin), 3845 nucleotides. RefSeq names its product GATOR complex protein WDR24-like. The coding region runs from base 114 to 2600 and encodes 828 amino acids. The record is from RefSeq and is a predicted model, not a curated record. Gene Ontology annotation, biological process: positive regulation of TOR signaling. Lineage: Eukaryota; Metazoa; Echinodermata; Echinoidea; Temnopleuroida; Toxopneustidae. The transcript has 19 exons. Gene Ontology annotation, molecular function: protein binding.
GAGUUCCUCUUCAUUUUCGCGAUCGAAAUCAUCGAAUAGUCUAUUUUUCUCAGACUCGAUUAGAUCAACAGCUGAUAUUUUAGCUGCACUUUAUUCCGACUUUACAUACAAACAUGUCACGAGGGACUCAAGAAAGAGGAAGAGCUUUUAGGGUUCGGAGCAAUGUGAGCAAGACGAUGGGGAUCAAACUCGAUGGCGGGAUCAAUGCCAUCAGUCUGAACAAGGACUCUACACAAGUAGUAGCAGCUGGUCGACAGGUUUUCAAGAUCUUUCACAUAGAAGAGAUGGGAUUUCGGGAGCGGAUAGACCUGAGGGUGGGGCGCAUGAACCUCAACUACAGCUGCAAUGAUGUCGCAUGGCACCCUAGUAAAGAUGAGUUGAUCGCCACCGGGGCUACCAAUGGAGCAGUCAUCACAUGGGACCUGAACAAGGCGCAGGGGAACAAGAUGGACCAGGUCUUCAAUGAUCACAAGAGAACAGUCCACAAAGUAUCUUUCCACCCCAGGGAGUGGUAUAUGCUCUUCAGCGGCUCAAACGAUGGCUCAAUGAAAUUCUUUGACCUCAGAACAAACAAAUGUGAGACGACGUACGGGAACGGUCAGUCGGAAUGCAUCCGUGAUGUCCAGUGCAGUCCACACCAAUACUUCAUUCUGGCAGCCACGCUGGACAAUGGACAUAUACAGUUCUGGGACUACAGAUGCCCUGACAAGGUGCUACUGGAUUUCCCUGGCCACAACGGACCAGCAUUCAACUUAGAUUGGCACCCUGAAGAGAGUAAACUGAUUGCAACCUGUGGAAGAGAUAAGAUCAUUAAGAUUUGGCGAUGGGAAGGGCACGGUAAUGUCCUGGAGCCAGAGUACACCAUCUAUGCCAUUGCUUCGGUCAACCACAUCAAGUGGCGUCCAGAGAAGAAGCACCACAUAGCCAGCUGCAGCGGGGUCGUGGACCACACCAUCUGUGUCUGGGAUGUCCGGCGCUCCUACAUGCCUUUUGCAGUCUUUGAAGAACACAAGGAUGUCGUGACAGGUAUUGCUUGGAGACAAGAUCCUCAUGUAUUUCUCAGUGGUAGUAAGGAUUCCAUGCUUUAUCAACAUAAAUUCAAAGACGCUAAGCGACCAGCUGAAAGUGCGAACCCAGUUGGCGUAUCUAUGAGCAUCUACGAUGACGUCUGUCAUGCUUUCAACAAGAGCAGUGCAAGAACCAACAUGCAAGCACAGCAGAACUAUGCCUCUACCAACUUUCCCAUGAGAUUCCGCAGGACUCCAGACGUGUCCGAGCAUUACGAGCGCUAUGAGAGCAGCUUACUGGUCCAUGAACGCAAAGAGGCCACAUUUUCAGAGUCCUUCAUCCAAAGUGCCAGGCGGUAUCUCUUGACUGGAAAACCUUUCCCUGAGCUGUGUGAACACAACGCACAGGUUGCAUUGGACCUCGGCAGGUAUCAGAUUGCUCAGACAUGGAGGAUGUUGAGGUUGUUCUACUGCACAGAUACUACCAGUGCCACGCCCCCUGUCUAUACCAACAAGGGGAUUCCCCCAACAGAAGCAGCGGCAUUCACCAACGAUUCAGAUAAAGAUAUUUCAGCUCCUCAGUUUGGUCUCAAUCAUCUACCUUCUCAUCAUGACUUCCUGAACCUAAACCCUACCGCAUCCAGCGCCAUCGACUCCGCCACCGGCGUCACCGACGACAACGAUUCCGUCAUCAGUGACAGUGAGCACGACCACGCACUCUCCGGAGCACCGACCCGCGGCAAGCGACGCCACUGCUCACAAGAUGGCGCCCUAGGUGCGGUGGAUUUUUAUUUUCCACUCGGUGAGGGGGAGGAGGAAGAGGAGGAGGAAGAAGAGGAAGGGGGUGUGUUCGGUCGCUAUGGUGACGAGAUGCAGGAGUGGAAUGACUAUGUCGGUCUACCGACGGAAGCAUUUGGGCAAAGACAUGAGAUCCAAGACAGACCGCCCUCUCCAGACAUGUUGCAGGACAGAAUACGGCCAGAGUCUCCUGUUGUGCCGCUACUGGACCUAGAACCUGCUAUUACCGUGAACUCUCAACUCUUCCCCUCGGCACGGUCUCUGAACCAGACUCCUUCUAAGCAGCUACCUGAGCUACAACUCUCUAUCAAGUUCACUCCUAUUGUGGUUAACAUGCUGUCUGACUAUGCUGAACAGGGCGAUGUUCAAAUGGCUGUAUCGGCAUUUAUCGUCCUCGACAACAAGAUACGCAAUGAAAUAGCCUCUGAAAUACAGGAACAAUGGUUCAUGUCUUACAUAGAACUUCUGAGUCGGUUCAAGCUGUGGUGUGUGUCCAACCAAGUUAUCAAGCUCAGUAAACACCCCGCUGUUGAGAGCUUAAAUCAGCAAUCCACAACAGUGUACACAAAGUGCAAUAGGUGCAAUCAGACGUUGGAGAAGCUGUCCUGGGUGUGCUUUCAAAAGAAUCGCCAAAGCUUCACAAAUCCAUGCAGUAUAUGCCAUUUACCAGUGAAAGGCCUUUAUGCAUGGUGCCAGGGCUGUUCACAUGGCGGACAUUUAGAACACAUUCGAGAGUGGCUCAAGACAAACCAAUAUUGCCCUACAGGCUGCGGACACCAGUGUGAAUACACCUAAAACAUUGGACUUACAGUUGAAGUGAUAGUAUGAACGCAGCAUUGUUCCCAUUUGCAUGGAGGUAUUAACAUGUUAAACCAGCAUUGCCUACAGGCCGUAAGCACCAGUGUGAAAACACUUUAUACACUGGAUUAACAGUUGAAGUGAUAGUAUGAACGUAGAAUGAAUCGUAUUUCCAUGAGGGUAUUACAUUUCAAUCCAGUAUUGCCCUACAGGCUGCAGACACCAGUGUGAAUAUCCCAAUACACUGGUCUAACAGUUGAAGUGAUUGUAUGAAUGCAGUAUGGUUCUUAUUUUCAUGGAGGUAAACCAGUAUAGCCCUUCAUGCAGCAGACAACAAUGUGAAUACACCCAAUACACUGGACUUACAGUUGAAGUGAUAGUACAUGUAUGAACGCAGCAUGGUUUUAUUUUCAUGGAGGUUUUGAUGUUGCAAACCAGUAUAGCCCUACAUGCUGCAGACACCAGUGUGAAUGCACCCAAUACACUGGACUAACAGUUGAAGUGAUAAUGUGUGGCAUACACUGUAGAUCUACUUGUGUAUAUGGAGCUAUCAUCGUUACACACUGAAAGCAUGGGUGAUAAUGUGAACACAUAAAACAAAUUCAAUUUUCAAUUUUAUUUAAAUAUUUUUUCUCAUAAAAAUCCUUAAAAUGAAAAUACACAACAUAUGUACAAAGAUUAAAAUUCACAAAAACAACUGCAAAGUGCCCAUCAGAUUAAGUAUGUAGUAGCAAUCAACCAUUGUAAAAUUGUAACAUAAAUUUGCAAACAAUUUAUGCAAUACCUCAUAAGUUUUUGUUCAUAUAGCACCAUCUAUCUGGACCUGAUUUAUUCCAAAGCACAUUGUUAUUAUUAUCAUUACCCUGGCUUUGGCUCAAGCUUCCUUGUAGUGCUCAGUACAUUCAAGGAAAUAAUCCUGCCGGGGGUACCCAUUCACCUUACCUGGGUUGAGUGCAGCACGAUGUGGGUAAAUUUCUUGCUGAAAGAAAACAUGCCAUGGUAUGGAUUUGAAAUCCAUGUCCCUCUGAUUUUGAAAGAUGAGAGUCGUAACCAGUAAACCGCGAUGCCCCCUCCCUUCCCCCCCACCCACAAAGGCCACUCAAUUUGUAUCCAAUCAGAUGUAUUUGUAUUUGAUAUGUAGUUGCACCCCAUAUGCAAUUAGCCCCCAUUUUUAAAAUACAAUUAAUAGCAAGAUGCUGAAACUGAAAUAUUCCCUGUUGAUAUGCUGAAUGCAUAAGUAGA